AUGUCUCUCAUACCGUACACAUCUGAUUCUCAGGAAAUUGUCUUACGUCGCGGUAAUGCUAUUGUCGUCUUCGACCCAGAGUCGCGACAACUGUCGCUGCAUGGAAACCCACAGACCGCCAUUGGAGGCCUUGACCACCUUGACCUGCAACAAUGUCCGUAUUGCCAUCGACCCAUGCAAGACGAUACGAAUUCACGACAGUAUGAUUCCGAAGACGAGGAUGCUUCUUCGCAUGAUCAAAGCACCUUUGUGAACCCGGAGUACUUCCGCAUGCUAGCUCAUAGCAUACCAAAUUCCGCAGCAACCUCAAGACCAGCUUCACCAUUGAAGCGACUACCAGGGCUGAAAUCAGCAGGCUCUAGAAACAUCAGUACCUCUGGACCUCCGACUGGAGCUGAAUUUGUUGGUAGUGCUCCCUCUCCUGGCACAUCAAAUCAAGGUAUCAAAGACGACAGCUUCUUGCCAAACUAUUUCAAGCACUUCUUCGUUGAGAAAAGCGAAUUGGGCCGUGGUGGCCGUGGAGUCGUCCUUCUCGUUGAGCACUACCUGGACAAGGUGUUCCUCGGAGAGUUUGCCUGCAAGCGUAUUCCAGUUGGCAAUGACCACGGUUGGCUCGAAAAAGUCUUGAUCGAAGUACAGCUACUUCAAAGACUCACGCAUCCGAAUCUGGUCUCUUACCAUCACGUCUGGCUAGAGGAUGCACAAAUCACCAACUUCGGACCAAGUGUGCCUUGCAUCUUUAUCCUGCAGCAAUAUUGCAACUCAGGAGACCUACACAAUUAUGUCCUUGGUUCAGCCAAGGCUCAAAGCACCACUGAAGUGUUGAAGGAAAGAAUGAGAAGAAGAUCGAAAGGAUAUGCGGAGCGUCCUACAAAUCUCAGCACUCGCACGAUGAACUUUGAUGAGAUCUUCUCCUUCUUCCGCGACAUCACAUCUGGCCUACAUCACCUGCACACCAACGGUUACAUCCAUCGAGAUCUCAAGCCGUCAAAUUGCCUCUUGCAUAACGAUGGACAGAAGAUGACAGUCCAUGUUUCUGAUUUUGGUGAAGUUCAAGCGGCAAACGAGCAACGCAACUCUACAGGAGCGACUGGCACAAUAUCGUAUUGUGCUCCAGAAGUGCUGCAGAGACAAGGCGCAAAUGGCGAGUUUGGCGAAUUCACCACCAAGUCAGACAUCUUCUCCUUAGGCAUGAUCGUCUACUUCAUGUGCUUCGGUCGCUUGCCUUAUCAGAAUGCCGAUGCUGAAAAUGACGAGAACGAAGAUCUUGACAAGCUUCGUGCAGAAGUAUCAGCCUGGCACGGCUUCGACGAUGUGACAAGAGCACGAACAGAUCUCCCGGAAAAGCUCUACAAAUUCUUGAAGAGAUUAUUGAGCCCUGAUCCAUCCGAGAGACCAAGCACGGAACAAAUUCUACAAGCCAUCAAGGCCGGAGGAGAGAUCGAUGACAUUCCUAUGAAUGUGACCAGAGCAGGAGGAGACAAAUCACCAGAUCUCGGAAGUAUGGGUUCUCGCAUCUCCUCUGUGGACUCACCUGCUCCGAAGAAGACUUUACGAACAAAUUCCACCCACCAAAGACCAGGAGUGUCGCAAUUAGCCAGACAUCAUUCCGGCGAACUGGUGCACUCAAAAAGUCCUCCCCUGCAACCUCGCCGCUUCAGUAGAGAUAAAAGCGUGAGCGUCAGCACGACCACAAGCACUCCUUCACCCCCAGAUACCUCGACCCUUACUUUUCGUGGUCGAGAUAUCGGCACACCUCCCAUUGCCAAACAGCCUACACGCCUUAUGCUCCCACCGCCGCCUCCACCCAAGCUUGACCUCAUACAUACCCAUCCUUCUCUCCUUCUAACUUUCAAGAUCAUGCUCUUCAGCUUGAAAUUCUUUCUGCUUAGUUAUCCAUGCGCGCCCUUUGCAGGAAAAGCCUGGCUCACGUAUCCGCUGAUGGGUCUCGCAUUGGUGGACUUUACAGUGUGGAAAGCAAAUUUGAAGGGAACCUUCGCGUUGAUGGUGGUGCAUGGGCUUAUCAUUCUGGUAGCGAUGAGAUGGGGUGUGUUGUGUAAUGGUGGGUCGGGUAGUUGGAAACCAGGAGGACUUUAUGAUGGUCUUUGA
This is a messenger RNA of Aureobasidium pullulans EXF-150, 2109 nucleotides long. Its product is annotated as kinase-like protein. The coding region runs from base 1 to 2109 and encodes 702 amino acids. The transcript is spliced from 2 exons. Gene Ontology annotation, biological process: protein phosphorylation. Gene Ontology annotation, molecular function: protein kinase activity; ATP binding. NCBI's taxonomy places the organism in Eukaryota, Fungi, Ascomycota, Dothideomycetes, Dothideales, Saccotheciaceae. The record is from RefSeq and is a predicted model, not a curated record.